GUAAAAGCUUCUCACCAAUACCAAACAAAACAAAAACAUCCUUAAACAUUCAUCUCAUCAUUACAAAUAAUCAAACAAGAGAAUUUAGUUGUGUGGAGUGAAUUUGAAGAUGACUUUGUUUGACAUGGAUUUGAGUAGUGUAGUGAACAAUUUCUUGAAUCAUGUUCAUGAAACUCCUUCAAGGGAUCAUGAGAAUCAUGAGAGCAGAAGAAGGGCUUCUAGUAUCCCGGUGGACAUUUUGGAUACUCCUAAAGAGUAUAUAUUUUUCUUGGAUGUUCCUGGUCUCUCCAAGUCUGAAAUUCAGGUGACAAUUGAAGAUGAGAACACACUUGUCAUAAAGAGCAAUGGAAAAAGAAAACGGCAAGAUGGUGAGGAUGAAGGCUGCAAGUACAUUAGGCUGGAGAGGAGAGCACCUCAGAAACUGCUGAGGAAGUUCCGUUUGCCAGAGAAUGCAAAUGUGUCAGCAAUCACAGCCAAAUGUGAGAAUGGUGUUCUAACUGUGAAUGUUGAGAAGCACACUCCACCUCCAAAAUCGAAAACAGUUGAAGUUGCUAUUGCAUAAGGGGUUAUAAUCUGUAGUAGAUUGGGUGCUAGAUCUUCUUUUUUUUUAGCUUUUUGUUUGGUUGUCUAGACAAGUGCUUUUAGUUUUGUGAAUGUUUAGGUGGAAAUUGAAGUGUUAAAUCAUGUUUCUAGCUAUUAUGUUCUCAACAUUAAAUAGCAGCAUUAUAGAGAAGACAAGACAAGACAACAUUAUAUUAACAAUAGUUUUUGUCAGUCAAUCUAUAUAAACUCCUAUCAAGGGUCUUAUCUAUAUGAUGUGGGGUCUAACUCAUCCUUAAGA
Molecule: messenger RNA, 841 nt
Organism: Medicago truncatula (barrel medic)
Lineage: Eukaryota; Viridiplantae; Streptophyta; Magnoliopsida; Fabales; Fabaceae
Product: 17.4 kDa class III heat shock protein
Exons: 2
Coding region: 110-562 (150 amino acids)
Source: RefSeq, a predicted model, not a curated record